Messenger RNA from Zymoseptoria tritici IPO323, 879 nucleotides. RefSeq lists its product as uncharacterized. The record is from RefSeq and is a predicted model, not a curated record. Lineage: Eukaryota; Fungi; Ascomycota; Dothideomycetes; Mycosphaerellales; Mycosphaerellaceae. Bases 1 to 879 code for a protein of 292 amino acids. The transcript is spliced from 5 exons.
AUGCUCCACCCCACGGGCGUCGAAGUCAACUUACUCGCUGGAGGAGUCAGAAUGCAGGAGUAUGAUUCGGCCGCAGAUUCAGACAUGCUGGAGGAGCGUAUGUGCAAAUAUGUUGAGGCUGUUGAAGACACUACCUUCGAGGUAGAGGUGCACGUGCCGUUUGGCACCGCUCUAUCUUCCAAAGACUGCAUCAUCUGCAAAAUCCACCUUGACGGCAAGAGCAUGUGGCACCCGAUUCUCGAGCUCACGGACGGAGGUCUGAGAAAGCCGAGAAAGUGCGAGGGCAGACAUUUCAAUACUGCGGAAGGACCAUGGAUCGAGAAGUUUGCUUUUGGCAAGCUCCAGACGACUGACGAAGCCUCGAUCCGUAAGAAGCCAGAUGACUUCAAAGAUCUGGGAACUAUCAAGGUUACAUGCAGCUGGGGGCGCAUGGUGUCGAACAUCGUGCCAUCAGCCAUGAAAUCGAGUAAAGCACACGUCGAGACGGCCAUUCCGGAGAAUAGGCUGCAACCCGCGGCACCGCGAAGGGAUCUUGCUGUGACUGCUGACACGAGCUACCCGUACGGUAAGGAGGCUUUUGCUACAUUCCAGUUUCUCUAUCGUUCCCAAGCGGAUCUGCAGGUCGAGGGCAUCAUCGAGAAGACCCCUGACCCCAUUCCGCUCGAAGAUCGUGACCCCGCAAGUCUCACGGAAAGCGAAGCCCGGGAGCUCCUUGAGCAAUUCCGCGCAAGUAAGGCGAAGCAAGCAGUCAGAGUGAAACAAGAGAAACGCGACCGCUCGCCACAUAUGGACGACAACGUAGGAGAUGGUGACGAUUUGCAGGUCGUGGGCAGUGGCAACAGCAAGCGGCCAUUGGAGUGGAAGAUGUCUGCGAGAUGA